UAUUGCUUGAUCAAUAAUUUCGAUUCAAAACAACAAACCCAUAACAGCUUUUUCAUUCAGUUCCCACUACAAAGCGAAAAAAAUGCAGUCGGAAAAGAAAAAAACUCUCUUGGAGAAAUAUGAAAUACCAAUAAGCCACCUGGACUUUGCCUACGUGGAGACGUGCAAAAAUGCUCGGGAAAUGGAGAAAAUUGUGCAUAUCCUGCGUUCUGGCGAGGAGGGAUAUUUUCCAGACCUCUUGCGCUGCUCAGAGGAAAAGUUAAAGCUGCUAAAGCCAGACAGCAAAUUGUUUCGCUACGAGGAGAACAUCAAGAAGAGUGAUAUACUGGACAAGAAGGAGCUGAAGCCCAUUUUGGAUUGGACCCAAGACAUUAAAACAAAGGAUAGUGCCUUGAACGAGUUAAAAAACGAAAAACAGUCCCUAGAUCUACCUUCUAUACGGAAACUGGGCAAAAUAGAGCUGGACAAACCGAGCCCUGAGCCAGCAAAGCCCACCCCUGCUGCAUCAUCACAGCCAGCAAAGGCCAAGGAAAGCCGGAUCAAGUCAACGGACUACAGUAAGUGGGAUAAGUACGAUCCCGACGAGGAAAUACUGCGCAUGGAUCUGGAUGAAGAGCGCAGCAAGGAGGAGGCCGAUUUGAAGAUUUCCAUUAAAGACAAACCAGCUACCAAAAAAGAGCUAAAGGACGAAAAGCAGGCCAUGUAUGAACGCCUACAAACGCAGCUAAAGAGACUUAGCCAGUUGGAACGUGAGCAAUUUGCAGACAAACACCGACUCCGUGGAAAUGAAUACUUCAAGGCCAAGGAGUAUGAUAGUGCCAUUGAAGAGUAUAACUGUGCCAUUUUAUAUGAUCCGGAGAACGCAGCCCGGUCUUACAACAAUCGGGCUAUAUCUUAUAUGAAACAAAGUAACUAUGUGGCUGCUAUAAUGGACUGUGAGGCGUGUCUGCAGCUGGAGCCGGAAAAUAUUAAGGCCCGUCUCCGCCUGGCGGAUGCAAACUAUGCCCGAGGAAAACGUCGUGAGUCUUAUUACCUGUACCAGCGCGUUCUGGAAUUGGAUCCCGAGAAUGCUAGUGCCAAGCAGUCUCUGAAGAAUUUAAAUUCCCAGUUGGGUGAAUUAGCCCCGGCCAGUGCCACGCGUUUGAUGAUCGAGGAGCUGAAACCAGAUGCCGAUGCUGGAAAGCCCAAGGAAAAGACUGAAGUAAAGCCACCAGCAGACAAGCAAACAACAGUAGUGAAGAAAGUGCCACCACCAGUGGCCAAGAAACCAACUUUGGCCAAGAAGCCGACUGUGGCUGAUGCUCCGCCAGUUAAGGAAUACGAUCUGGCCGAGCUGGUCAAGCCGAAUCGUGUGGUCAACAGCAAACUGGUUUCGGCUGCCCAGGCUUUGGGCAAUAAGUUCCAAGCUCCACAGGGCAAUUCACCCAAGAAACCAGUCCAGUCCAACCUGCCGUCCAACGAAGCGAUGCCGGCAAUGUUCCGCAUGCCACAGGAUAACCUGAACACCAGCAAUAAGCUUCUAAUUCAAGAGAUUUAAU
Molecule: messenger RNA, 1538 nt
Organism: Drosophila kikkawai
Lineage: Eukaryota; Metazoa; Arthropoda; Insecta; Diptera; Drosophilidae
Gene: Spag1
Product: Spag1 axonemal dynein assembly factor
Cellular component (GO): mitochondrion; cytosol
Molecular function (GO): heat shock protein binding
Source: RefSeq, a predicted model, not a curated record